AUGGAGGAGAGCAUGGAGGAGGAGGAGGGCGGCGGCUACGAGGCGAUGAUGGACGACCAGAAACACAACCACAGGGAGGCCGCCGGCUUCCGCCCGCCGCCCGCCGGCCUGGCCGCCCCGGCCCGCCCGCCCCCGCCCCCGCCCCCGGCCCCGGCCCCGGCCGCGCCCGCCCCGCGCAAGGGGCUGCCCCGGGACGGGCCCGCGCCCGAGCACAACGGGGUCGUCGCGCUGCUCAAGGGCUGCGACGCGGCCGCGCUCGCCGCCCCCGCAGGGCCCAAGGCCGCCGCCCCCGGCCCCGGCCCCGGCCCCGCCGGCAACAUCAACACCUCCGCCUCCAAAUUCUUGAUGAAUGUUAUAACCAUUGAAGAUUAUAAGAGCACAUACUGGCCAAAAUUGGAUGGUGCCAUAGAUCAGCUUUUAACCCAGAGUCCUGGUGAACUGUUCAUAUCCUAUGAACAGAUAUACAGUUGUGUGUAUAAAUGUGUGUGCCAGCAGCACUCGGAGCAGAUGUAUAGUGAUCUGAUUAAGAAGAUAACCAGUCACUUACAGAGAGUCUCAGAGGAGCUGCAGGACUUCCGUCAUAGUUGCCUUUAUUUCUUCCAAAGCCAUUCGAUCGCCAUCACCUCCUUCACACCUACCUCUGCUGCCAUCACCAUGGUCUCUUCCAGUUUCUACCUUAGAACUUCCUCACUACUUCCAGAGUGA
Messenger RNA from Suncus etruscus (white-toothed pygmy shrew), 705 nucleotides. Its product is annotated as CDK2-associated and cullin domain-containing protein 1-like. NCBI's taxonomy places the organism in Eukaryota, Metazoa, Chordata, Mammalia, Eulipotyphla, Soricidae. Bases 1 to 705 code for a protein of 234 amino acids. The transcript has a single exon. The record is from RefSeq and is a predicted model, not a curated record.